This is a messenger RNA of Penicillium macrosclerotiorum, 765 nucleotides long. RefSeq names its product proteasome core particle subunit alpha 1 (gene prs2). Bases 1 to 765 code for a protein of 254 amino acids. Gene Ontology annotation, cellular component: cytosol; proteasome core complex; nucleus. The transcript has 5 exons. NCBI's taxonomy places the organism in Eukaryota, Fungi, Ascomycota, Eurotiomycetes, Eurotiales, Aspergillaceae. The record is from RefSeq and is a predicted model, not a curated record. Gene Ontology annotation, biological process: ubiquitin-dependent protein catabolic process.
AUGUCUGGAAGCGCGGGCUACGACCGACAUAUCACCAUCUUCUCCGACCAGGGUCGCCUGUACCAAGUCGAGUAUGCCUUCAAAGCCAUCACUUCUGCCAAUAUCACCUCCAUUGGUGUGCGGGGGAAGGACUGCGCUGUAGUACUCUCUCAGAAGAAAGUGGCUGACAAACUGAUCGACCCAUCCUCUGUUUCACAUGUCUUCAAGAUCUCGCCGUCCGUAGGUUGCGUGAUGACUGGCUCCAUAGCAGAUGCCCGUGCCUCUGUCGACCGAGCUCGCGGUGAGGCUGCUGAGUUCCGUUACAAGUUCGGAUAUGAAAUGCCCUGCGAUGUGCUGGCGAAGCGUUUGGCAAAUAUCAACCAAGUCUACACACAACGAGCAUACAUGCGACCACUCGGUGUGGCCACGACCCUGAUCUCCGUGGACGAUGAGAACGGCCCGCAGCUCUACAAGUGCGACCCGGCUGGCUACUACGUCGGGUACAAAGCGACGGCCUCCGGACCUAAGCAGCAGGAGGCGCAGAAUUACUUGGAGAAGAAGCUGAAGAACAAGGAUGCGGCUCCCGGUAACUGGGAGGAGGUGGUAGAGCUCGGCAUCACGGCUCUGAGCAAUGUACUGAGCGUUGACUUCAAGAAGCACGAGCUGGAGAUUGGCAUUGUAGGUGGGCCUCAGACAGACGGCAAGGAGGGUACUACUACGGCGUUCCGAGCAUUGACUGAGGAGGAGAUUGAUGAGCGGCUACAAGCCAUAGCGGAGAAAGACUAA